AUGUCAGCAGCCCACAACGCGGCAACCUACGCAGACUGCGUCGCCUCCCUCCGCAACUCCCUCACCUACCUCGAAUCCUCCGUCUCGACCCUCGACGCCGGCGUCUCCGACCUGCCCCGCGUCGCCUCCGUCCUCCGCCCGACCCGCCACUUCGAGCUCAUCCCCCAACCCACCCUCGCCGCCGCCGAGGCCUCCCUCCGCGACGAGAUCGGCCCCUACGUCGCCCUCCUCCUCGACCGCGCCGACGCCCAGAUCGCCCGCCGCGAGAGGCGCAUCGAGACCCUCAAGGCCCGCGCCGAGCUGCUCCAGGGCCGGCUGUCGCAGUCUAACGAAGACGACGACGGGUACGGGAGCGGCAGGAAGGGCAAGGGGGUCGCCGCCGGCGGUAAGAAGAAGAACGCUCUGGGCGGGGAAAGUGCCUUGAGAGCCAGGGCUGUGAGGCAGAGGAGGGAGGGGCUGGAGUAUCGCGUCGAGCGGCUCGAGUUGGAGCUCCUGGCCAAGGAGAGGGAGUUGAUGAAGAGGCUGGGCAAGGCGUGA
This is a messenger RNA of Colletotrichum karsti, 537 nucleotides long. RefSeq names its product mitotic spindle biogenesis protein. The record is from RefSeq and is a predicted model, not a curated record. The transcript has a single exon. Gene Ontology annotation, biological process: attachment of spindle microtubules to kinetochore. Gene Ontology annotation, cellular component: DASH complex; spindle microtubule. Bases 1 to 537 code for a protein of 178 amino acids. NCBI's taxonomy places the organism in Eukaryota, Fungi, Ascomycota, Sordariomycetes, Glomerellales, Glomerellaceae.